Molecule: messenger RNA, 2834 nt
Organism: Erigeron canadensis
Lineage: Eukaryota; Viridiplantae; Streptophyta; Magnoliopsida; Asterales; Asteraceae
Product: translocase of chloroplast 90, chloroplastic
Exons: 3
Coding region: 212-2581 (789 amino acids)
Biological process (GO): protein targeting to chloroplast
Cellular component (GO): chloroplast outer membrane
Molecular function (GO): GTPase activity; GTP binding
Source: RefSeq, a predicted model, not a curated record
UUGUUUCACAAACCCUAUCCUAUCCAGUCUAGUUAAUUUCCUAAGCCACAAAACAUCAGGCUCCUUAUAACUACUACUCUUCCCAUCACAUCAAUAAAAUUAGUAACAAUUCUGUAUCUAAUUGUAUACAUGUAUUCUAGGGUUUACACCAUGAAAAUCGUCUAGUUGAUUUCCUCAGAAUCGAAUUACAACUAUACCCACCUCAGGAUUCAUGAUGAGCAUAAAGGAUUGGGUUUUAUCCCAGGUUUCAAACUCACUAGCCUCAGCAAGACCAUUGUCGGGCAGUGACAGUUUCUUUGAAGGCGAACACCCUGCUAAUGAGUUCAGCAUUAAUGGUUCGGCCCAAACUGCCAACUCUCAAUCACAAGAGACAGCAACUGAUAUUUCACAUCCUUCUGUUCCCAAUCAAGAAACUGCCCAUCCAUCACCUAUACGUCAAGUCACUUUUGAGGAUCCCUGUCAGUACCAUUACACAGACAGUGAAAACAAGCUAGAUCCAUUAGCAAAGAUCAAGAUGCUUCAAGUCAAAUUCUUGCGUCUUGUUCUUCGUCUUCGCCGUUCACAAGACGAUCUCUUGGUGGCCAAGGUUUUAUACAGAAUCCACCUGGCAACCUUAAUACGAGCAGGAGAAUCUGAUUUAAAAAGAGUUAAUCUCAGCAGUGAUAAAGCUAUGGAAAUCGCAAGACUACAAGAAACAUCUGGUACUCCUGAGUUGGAUUUUUCAUUUUCAGUUUUAGUCCUCGGUAAAACAGGUGUUGGCAAAAGUUCAACCAUCAAUUCUAUACUUAAUCAAGCAAAAGCCAAAACGAAUGCAUUCCAACCCGCUACUGAUCAUGUUCAAGAGGUUGUGGGUACCAUUAAUGGAAUGAAGAUUUCUUUCAUUGAUACACCUGGUUUGUUGUCCCCAUCACCAAAUACUAUUGGAAGAAACCGAAAGAUUCUACACAAGAUCAAGAAACGUAUCAAGAAAUCUCCUCCAGACAUGGUUUUGUAUUUAGAGAGGCUGGAUGUGAUAAACAAUAGCUACAGUGAUUUUCCAUUAUUGAAGCUUAUAACUGAAGUAUUUGGUACUGGUAUCUGGUUCAACACAAUGCUUGUCAUGACUCAUUGUUGUUCAUCUCUUCCAGAAGGACCUAAUGGGUACCCUGUUACAUAUGAAUCUUAUGUCACUCAGUGCACGGAUCUUAUACAACAUUACAUUCACCAAACAGUCUCUGACUCUAAGAUUGAAAACCCAUUUCUGUUUGUAGAAAAUCAUCCUCAAUGUAAAACAAAUAUUAAUGGAGAUAAGAUUCUUCCAAAUGGGCAGAUUUGGAAAUCCCAAUUCCUUUUGUCAUGUUUGUGCACCAAAAUUUUGGGUGACGUCAACAAACUUUUGGAUUUCCAAGACAGAAUUGAAUUGGGGACAUCAAAUAAUACGAGGCUCCCGUCUCUACCUCAUCUUCUUUCUUCUUUUCUCCGGCACCAUAUUUCAAGCCCAAGUGGAGGUGAAAAUGAUAUUGACAUUAUUUCACUUUCAGAUUUGGAAGAAGAUGAAGAGUACGAUCGGCUACCUCCUAUAAGGAUCUUGACAAAAUCCCAGUUCAAGAAGUUGACAAAUUCCCAGAAAAGUGACUACCUUGAUGAACUGGAUUAUCGAGAAACCCUAUAUCUAAAGAAACAGUUGAAGGAAGAAUUGUGUGCACGAAAAGUGAAUAAGGACGGAGAUGGGACUUCCAAUGACAAAGAGGACCCGCCUGAGCCCGUGCUAUUACCUGAUAUGGCAGUUCCUCCAAGUUUUGAUUCCGAUAACCCGUUGCAUCGAUAUCGUUGUCUUGUUACAAAUGACCAGUGGUUUGCUAGACCCGUUCUUAAUCCCAAUGGUUGGGACCACGAUGUGGGGUUCGAUGGAGUAAACCUAGACUCAGCUAGUGAGGUAAGUAAAAACUUGUAUGCAUCACUUACAGGACAGAUCAGCAAAGACAAACAAGAUUUGAAUGUACACUCAGAGUGUUGUGCUACUUAUGUGGAUCCACGUGGGCCCACUUAUGGUGCAGCUUUGGAUGUUCAAUCUUCAGGUAAAGAUCUAAUUUACACCCUUCAUGGUAACACAAAGUUGCGUGUUGUGGAACGGAAUAUUGCAGAAUGUGGAGUAUCGUUGUUGUCUUUUGGGAAAUGUUAUUAUGCGGGUGCUAAGAUAGAAGAUAGUUUCUUAAUAGGAAAAAGGGUAAAGUUUUUGGUAAAUGGUGGUAGAAUGAGCGGUUGCGAACAAGUAGCUUAUGGCGGGAGUUUGCAGGCAGUGAUAAGAGGGAGAGACUAUCCUGUGCGCAAUGACAAUGUUAGCCUUACUAUGACAUUGUUAUCUAUGAAUAAAGAGACAGUUUUGGGUGGAAACAUAGAGUCUGAUUUUAGGGUGGGACGAGGGACAAAUAUGUCUAUAAGUGCUAAUCUAAAUAAUCGUAGUAUGGGACAGUUGUCUAUUAAAACAAGUAGCUCUGAGCAUUUGGAAAUAGCAUUGAUCGCAGCUGUAUCGAUUUUGAGGGUGCUUUUUAGGAGAAUGGGAUUUGAUCGUUCAAUCAAAGAGCACCCUGAAGUUGGAUGAUCUAUCUUAUUUGAAUCACGCAUAGGCUUUUAUUCUUGCGGUUCCAUUUUUGAGACUGGUACAAGAGCACGAAAGGUUUGUUUCCAAAUGGAGGGUAGGCAAUAAUUGUAAAUGUAUGUUGGAGAAGAGGUUAUGUAGGAACCUUGUAUGAAAGUAUAUACAGUUUUAUAAUGUUCUUUUUUUAGGUUAUCGAGACUUCUAAUUACCAAGAAAAAUGCAGAAAUACAAUUCAUUUCACUAAUUUUGAAGAAAA